CUCUCCCUGAGGAGACUGACACACCCACCCUCCGGUAAAAAAUGGCCCCUCCGCCUGCGGUGCCUUACGGGCCGCCCCCGGACCGUAGCCCCGCCGCCCUCCCCGCACCGGUGACGGAAGUAGGAGAGGGGCGGCCCGGACCGGGGCGGCGCGGCUCCGCCCGGAAGCGCGCCGCCUCGUGAUUGCGCAGCCAGCGCCGCGCCGUGCCGAGCCCCGCCGAGCCGCCACCGGCCCGGCCCCGGCGGAGGGACGCCCCGGCCCCGGCAGGCAGCCGCCGCGGCAGGGCGGGCGCCCCGCGAUGAAGCGAGCCGGGACGCUGCGGCAGGUCGCCGACUUCAGUGACUUCAGCCGAGGCCGCUGGCUGCAGGAGCUGCUGUGCCAGGGAGAAGAGCCCAGGUAUGUCCAGUCCAGCCCCGACGGGCAGCACCUUUUGGUCCUGCAGAAGAGCCGGCCGCCCCCCCUGCCCCGGGUGGUGGCCUUCCAGCUCCACAGCAUCGGUGGAGCCGACCUGGAGAGGAACUGGCAGCCGCCCCAGCCAGCCCUUGUGGGACUGCUCUUCCUGCAGAGCCCUGCGACGCUGGGCUCUUGGGUACUGGCCAUCGUGUGGGAACACGGCCGGACCGAGGUCUGGCACUUUGUGGUGGCCGUGGGCUGGCAGCUGCUGCAGACGCUGGAGCUCUGCCAGGGUGCCCGGGCCCGAAUCGUCUCCGUGUGCAGCCAGGAAGCCAGCCUGGUGUGGUGUGAGGAGAGGCCUCCCCUGGAUGCCCACUCGGACGCGAGCAAGUGUGCCUUCAGGUUCUGUGUCUGCACCCGAGCUGUGGAGGUAGGGGAGCAAGGCGUGCGGCUGGGCACCGUAAGGAUAGUCUUGCACAACAGCCCUGAGUACCAGGUCCUGGCCUCCCCGCAGCACAUCUUCCUGGUGCCCACCGCUGCCAGCUUUGCCUCCACUUCCAAAUUCCUCCUCAUCUGUCAUCCCGAGAAGGCAAAGCUCACCAUCACAGCCCCCUCUGCAGGCUUCGUCCACAGCAAGGUGCUGCGCUCCAGCAGCGAGUCAGACUUCAGGAAGCUCCUGCUUGGUUCUGUGGGUCUUCUCGCAGGUUUGGCACCUCUGGACAUUCACACCUCCGCCGUGUCCAACAGUGGGGGUCUGCUGCUGGUGAGCACGAAGGGUGCCGUGAACAUGGUGGAGCCAGAUGGGACACAGAGGCAUAUCUUUGACCUGGAGGGAGGCCCCCUGGCCCAAGAAAGUCCUGUCCAGCUGAAGACCUUUGGCAGCAUCCUGGCCUGUGUGCUGGCUGGGGUCCUGUACCUUGUCGACCAGAACAGUGGCAGGCUCGUAGAAAAGAAAACCCUGAGCAUGAAAGAGGUGCAUUUCCUGGAGUCCCCGGGAGAGGAGGACAGCAUUCAGCUCCUCACUCAAACUGGCAUCUAUAGCUUUAGCUUCUCCAAACUUGAGGACAGCAGCAGACCUGAGCCGUGCCUGGUGGAGAUGGUGUUCGAGGAGGCCUGCAGAUACUACCAGAGGAGGAGCCUCAGCAGCUCCAAGCUGACAGUGGAGAAGUUGAAGAAAGGUGGUGUGUUCCAGGCUCCUGUGGCCCUUGCUGCCAUCCUGCAGCAUAGCCUCCGCCAGAAGCAGAAGGCAGCCCGAGGCCUCCAAGACACUUACGCCAAGCUGUUGAGCACAAUGAGCCUGGAGCUGCAGAGCUACAUGAGCCUGGAGCUCCUCAAGACCUGCGUGGUGUGUGCCCCAGAGAGUGAGGUGGAAAGCUACUGCGAGGAACUGGUGGAGCAGGAGGUCAGCCGCGUUCUGCACUCUGACAUGGACAAGGACAACUUGGCCUACCUGAACUCCAUCUUCGCCUCCUUCCCCAAGGCUGCCUGGAAGGCCAUGAGGAGCUGCCUGCAGCUGCAGCAGAACGGGGACGGCCUCUUGGUAGCCAGGGCCACCCCAGAGGUGUGGAAGAAGGUCCUAGGAGGGCCGCAUCAGGAGGAGAUGGGUCAGAAUGGGGUGGUCCCCCUCUUUGAGCUCAUCUGCACCUCCUUCCUGAGGUUCAAACCCAAGUGGCUGCCCAGUUUUGUGGAGCUGACCCAGCAGUAUGUUAGUAUCUCUUGGACAUACGGCAGCAAGGAGGGCCCAGAGGGCCGGGUGCCGCUGUACAAGAGAGCGCUGGGAGUACUGGCCAGGAAGAACAAGCGCAGCGAGGCAGAUGAUGAGAUGGAGCUUGAAUUGCUGCUCUGCAGCAAGAGGCCUAAGGCCGUGCUGCAAGCUCUGCACCUUCUCAUCCGCCUGAAGCGGUGGCAGCGGGUGGUAGAGGUGGCAGAGAAGUUCUCUAAGCUCAGCCCAUUGCUUAACAAGGAGAUAUUCACAACGCUGCUGGCAGAGUUUGCCCAGCACCGGGAGCUGGACCCUUAUCUGGACACACUGUGGCCACUGUGCCCCGUUGAGCUCACCACCUCGGACAUCCUCACCGUGGUCCUGCAGCACCUCCCUCGCUCCCAGGAGGACCCAGUGCCCUUCUCCAGCGAGGGGAACCAGCUGACUGUAGGCUUGCUCAAGCCGCUGCUGCAAAGGAUUGUGCAGCGUCCCUGCAUCCAGGAUGAGAUGUACUCGGAUGCCUUGCAGAGUCCCACCUUCCCCCCUCCUACCCCACCCCGAGAGCACAAGAACCCUUCAAAAGCAGCGACCGAUGAUCCCCCUCAGCCACCCAUAGCAAGGACUUCCUCCCCCUCGGCACUGGUACAGGGUGACACUGCAUGAGGGGGGGAAGCACAAUGGGAUCCCAAGCCUUGGGUGCACAAGGAGGGGAAAGCCACAUCCAUCCCAGGAAAUCCUGCCCUGCCUGGCAGUACAGAAGCCUGCUCCUUUCUGAAGCUUCCCUGUGCUGGCAUCUCAAAGAGUCUGUUGGGUGGCUGGGGUUGGGGGAUCUCAUCUGAAGCCGGGGCAAGCUUUCUGACUAUUUCUAGCAAGUGCAAUUGCGCGUGCCCCAGUGGAGGAGCAAAUGCCAGGUGCAUUUGCAGAUGAAAGCACUGGCUGCACUACAGGACAACAGAACUGCUCCCUGCCCAAAGCA
This is a messenger RNA of Harpia harpyja (harpy eagle), 3071 nucleotides long. It is a transcript of the gene HPS6, whose product is annotated as HPS6 biogenesis of lysosomal organelles complex 2 subunit 3. The transcript is spliced from 2 exons. Lineage: Eukaryota; Metazoa; Chordata; Aves; Accipitriformes; Accipitridae. The record is from RefSeq and is a predicted model, not a curated record. Gene Ontology annotation, biological process: organelle organization; melanocyte differentiation; lysosome localization. Bases 299 to 2758 code for a protein of 819 amino acids. Gene Ontology annotation, cellular component: lysosomal membrane; BLOC-2 complex.